AUGCCUAGCUACAUUGUCACCGCAAAGGACGGCGCUUCCGCCGAUGACUUGGCUGCCCUCAAGAAGCACGCCAAGGACCAGGGCGGCGAGAUCACCCACGAGUACAACCUGAUCAAGGGCUUUGCUGUCAAGUUCCCCCAGGACUCCGUACAAACCCUCGAGAGCCACGAGCACGUCAAGGCCGUUGAAGAGGACAAGGAGAUGAAGACCCAGUAG
Molecule: messenger RNA, 216 nt
Organism: Truncatella angustata
Lineage: Eukaryota; Fungi; Ascomycota; Sordariomycetes; Amphisphaeriales; Sporocadaceae
Exons: 3
Coding region: 1-216 (71 amino acids)
Biological process (GO): vacuole fusion, non-autophagic
Molecular function (GO): endopeptidase inhibitor activity
Source: RefSeq, a predicted model, not a curated record